Molecule: messenger RNA, 2121 nt
Organism: Fulvia fulva
Lineage: Eukaryota; Fungi; Ascomycota; Dothideomycetes; Mycosphaerellales; Mycosphaerellaceae
Product: Fusaric acid cluster transcription factor
Exons: 6
Coding region: 1-2121 (706 amino acids)
Biological process (GO): regulation of DNA-templated transcription; DNA-templated transcription
Molecular function (GO): zinc ion binding; DNA binding; DNA-binding transcription factor activity, RNA polymerase II-specific
Source: RefSeq, a predicted model, not a curated record
AUGCCCGGCGAAGCCUGCUGGCCUUGUAGAGAGCGAAAGCUCAAAUGCAAUGCCGCCGCCUCCGGCGUACCCUGCGCAAGAUGCAAAGACACCAAUCGAGUGGCAGACUGUUCAGCGCCACCCAGACAAAAGCGCAAGAUCAACAGGCACAAACGUGUCCGCCUCGACGACGUAGCCUUGGACGAUGCUGGGCCUGCGGAACCAUCAAUUCCCUCAACGUUGGUCACUGCAGAGGGAGAUCAGGACCGCGACAUGCUCAGCAGCAGCGCCCAAUGGACCACUCCAACGGGCUCGGAGAUCUAUCAUGAACCUGCCGCACGCAUGGACGGUACCAUGUUCGGCCUGCAGGCACAAAUAGACACUUCGACCAUACAUCACAGUCAACCAGUACCGCCACAUCCCACUACUAAUCACAGCGCUUUCCUCAUUGGGACUCCACUGUCCGAGCAAGACGACGAUAGUAUCCUGGCACAAGUCUGCCAGAACAUGACUGCUCCUGACGGCGCCAAUGCUCGUGGCGCCAUUGCCGAGAGAACCUGGGCGGGCGCCGUCGAAUAUCAGAACAAUUUGAACCCCACCGGCAUACUGGGCGAGAUUCUCGGUCGUCCCGAGUCCAGCAGACUGUUUAUGGUCACUCGUGGAGCUAAAGGUGAAUCGCAGAAGACACGGCGGGAGGUCGAGCUUCACGGGCUUGAUGAGCAUGACAUCGCCUAUCUGUCCGCCAAAGGUGCUUUCCGUUUACCAGCAGCGGGCGUCUGCGAGGAGCUGUUCAGUGUUUACUUCCGUUACGUCUAUCCGUACGCCCCAGUCCUAAACCGUAAGGACUUUCUGAGUCAGUACAGUCGAGGGGAACAUUCUGCCUUCCUCAUCCAAGCUUUACUCGCCAAUGUGACGCCGUACGUGAGUAAGUAUCUCAUCAGUCGCGCAGGUUUCGUGGAUCAUGCUACCGCCCAAAAGACCUUUUAUCGCCGCGCUACGCUACUAUACGACUUUAACUGCGAGAAGAGCCAGCUUGUGCUGCUUCAAGGGUCACUGCUGCUCGGCACGCUGUGGGUUUCCUACUUCAGCGAUAAGGACUACUCGUUCUGGAUGUGCAAUUCCAUUCGGAUCGCCGCGAGAAUGGGACUGCAUAAGAAGCGUAUUGCGGGUGAUCUCGAUCCACGACUGUACAUGUUGCUCAAGCGAAUAUGGUGGACAAUAUAUAUCCGAGAAGUUGUUACGAGCAUUUCUGGGCUCGAUAAUGGUCGCCCAGCUUGUCCAAAAGAGUGCGAUACUUUAGAUCUCACGGAGGAAGAUUGGCCCGAUGAUAUUGAAGGCUGCCCAGCGCAGCUUGUUGGACUGUUGCCGGCCGUUCAGCCGCAUCACAAGCAGUUCUUCAUUGAACUCUCAAGUCUGGCGAAAAUAGGCAUGACCGCAAACAACUGUAUUCUUUCGUGCUCUACAUCGGAGAUCGACAAAGCUUGUGCUGAAGGCAUCAUCGAAGCCAUCUACGAAUGGCGUCUCGCUUUACCACGCGUACUUCGAAUCGAGUCGGUCCGUGACUGGAAGAAUGAAGGACUCUGGGUCUUGGUUCUAAUGUGCUGGUGCUACCGCCUUGAAUGCAUGGUCUACCGGGCCCUACGUAAGCUGUACAGCGUCGGAGACGGCGAUUACGAAAGCACCACCGAAGCACUGCACAGAGCAAUAUUCGAGCUCGACGCGAUAGUGCGCCGGGCGGUCACACACUGUGUCGGCCAGUUGCUGCCGAUGUCGUUCUCAACCGCGGUUGCGACGCUCAUCACGCUGUGCGUCGAAAUGUUGAUCCAGCCUGAUCUGAAGCGAAGUGACAAGCUUAUGUGCGAGGAAGCUGUGCGCACAAGCAUUGCAUUGCUCGGGGCCUCGCAGGAAACUUGGCCCUGUCUACGAUGGAUGCUGAGGAUGUUCGAUUGGGCUCUGGCUCAAGCUGGACUCUCGUUCGAUUCGGGCAUCGAGCAGUUUAGUUUACAGAACGACGGCGCAAUUACACUAUCCGACGGCGUCCCCACUCGAGGCUCGGCGUCAGCUAUGUUUGGUGAAGCGCCUGGCCUGGCUCCCGGGAUGCUGAAUUUGGGUCCAUGGACUGGAUAUCCUUUGAGGACCUGA